Carya illinoinensis is the source of this 1053-nucleotide messenger RNA. RefSeq lists its product as uncharacterized. The transcript is spliced from 3 exons. The coding region runs from base 1 to 1053 and encodes 350 amino acids. The record is from RefSeq and is a predicted model, not a curated record. Gene Ontology annotation, molecular function: RNA-DNA hybrid ribonuclease activity; nucleic acid binding. NCBI's taxonomy places the organism in Eukaryota, Viridiplantae, Streptophyta, Magnoliopsida, Fagales, Juglandaceae.
AUGGGUAUUUUCAAGCUUCCCAAACAGUUAGUUCAAGAACUCAACAAACUGGUAAGGAACUUCUGGUGGGGGCAGCAGAACCAGGAUUCAAAAAUCCACUGGGUGGGCUGGAACCAGAUGAAGAAAGGCUCUUUUGGAGAUGCACCUCAUCAGGCCAGUUCACUGUCAAGUCAGCCUACCAUCUCUUAUGAAUUGGAAGACCAAGCUAGGGGACAAUCCUCAAACCUCAGAACACAUCAAGCUCCAUGGACUAGAUUAUGGAACUUAAAUCUCCCCAAUGCCACUAAAACAUUCCUUUGGAGAGCUUGUCUAAAUGCCCUUCCCACUCGAGAUAAUCUAAAGAAAAGAAAGGUGACAGAAGACUCAGCUUGCCCCAUCUGUCUACACCCAACAGAGACCAUUGAACACACACUGUGGGAUUGCCCUUCAGCAAGGGAUGUUUGGGCACUGAGUAAUAGGAAAUUUCAAAAGGCUAGCACACCUUCUCCUUCAUUUGCAGAGAAAUUAGAAAGUUUAGAGGUCACAAAGGAGACAAAAGAGUUACUCCUUUUUGCCAUUACAACAUGGAAUCUUUGGAAAAGAAGAAAUGAAGCAGUCUUCCAAGGUCACCUCACUCACCCCUCCUCUGUAGUCAAUCAAUCUCAACAAUUGGUGGGGGUGGGAGUUAUUCUACGUGAUUGGAAGAGCAAAGUGCUAGCCACCUUUCGGAUGAAACAAGACUUGUUCCCUGACCCUCAUAUGGCAGAAGCAUUUGCAGCCCUCCAAGCAGUCAACUUUUGCAAAUCACUUGGUUAUCAAGACAUAAUUCUGGAAGGAGACUCCUUAUUGGUGGUAGAAGGCCUAAAAUCAAAGUCAGAUGAUCUCAACUAUACAGGCCUGAUCACAGCAGACACCAAAGACAUUCUCAACACCUUUAACUCAUGGUCAACAAGGCACAUUGUUAGAUCAAUCAAUGUAGUUGCUCAUGCCUUAAGUAAGGAUGCUUUUAGCAUCAGUGGUCGUACCACUACUUUUGUAAACAUUUCAUCAUGUAUUCAAACUAUGGUUUCAUAG